Molecule: messenger RNA, 1784 nt
Organism: Megalobrama amblycephala (Wuchang bream)
Lineage: Eukaryota; Metazoa; Chordata; Actinopteri; Cypriniformes; Xenocyprididae
Gene: bhlha9
Product: basic helix-loop-helix family, member a9
Exons: 1
Coding region: 445-1287 (280 amino acids)
Biological process (GO): regulation of transcription by RNA polymerase II; developmental process
Molecular function (GO): RNA polymerase II transcription regulatory region sequence-specific DNA binding; DNA-binding transcription factor activity, RNA polymerase II-specific; protein dimerization activity
Source: RefSeq, a predicted model, not a curated record
UUUCUCUAUCUGGGUCUUGCCAAAGUUCAAGGUCAACUUGCCCCCACUCAAAGGCACCAAAAACUCAUACCACAUCUCUGAUGAUGGUUAGUAAUGUUGUCAUGUAAAGUAAUGUUUUCAUUUUUUUUCUACAGUUAAUGGGAUAUACAUAUCUAAAACAUACUCAGUGUCUUUUUAUUUGUCUGCGUCUGAGUUUUCCUCACAUUUCAUGGCCUGUACGUGAUUGUGCGGAUCUUGCAGCAGAAGGCGUGUCUGGAGAGGGAGUAGCUGAAUUUGCCUUGGGGAGCUCAUAAACCCCAGCAUUUCUCAUAGGUGACUGUACCAUGUGACUCCUAAACGAGGUGCUUUAAAGAGAGGCCCGACCUGUUGAGAGGCAUCACAGGUAAUCAUAGGUCUUCAGAGCAGUGUGAGAAAGCACCAUCCAGACUCUUAUACAAGAGAUCGAUGACACUGGAAACAGUCUGCAGGUUCUCCAUGGCGAGCAGAGGAAGCUUCACCAGCUCCGAGUUCUCCGAAGAGGAACUGGAUGGGAGUCUUCAAGGGUCAGACGAGCUGGACAGCAGCGAUGGCAGCAGCCCGACAGGCUGUUACCACAACAGCACCCUAAGCGAGCCGGAGGAGAGACAGAGCAAGAAACGCUGCAGACCGGUGCGCUCCAAAGCACGCAGAGUGGCGGCCAACGUGAGAGAGAGGAAACGCAUCAUGGAUUAUAACCAGGCCUUCAACGCGCUCCGGGUGGCUUUGCAUCACGACCUGAGCGGAAAACGGCUGUCGAAGAUCGCCACGCUCCAGAGAGCCAUCAAUCGAAUCUCUGCUUUGUCCGUCUUCCUCACCAACAACCCACCUGCAACUACAGGGAAGCCCUGCAGCCACCUUGAGUGUCACGGUCAGCCUGGCGGCUUGUGGCCGGAGACGGAGCCGUCGCCUCCUGUCCGCCUUGAAUCCCAGAACUUCCUCUCCUGGCAUCAGCCACUCGCCCACCAUAUACAAAACCCCUUGCACAGACUGUCCUCCGAGCAACACGUUUUUACAGGCCCUGCUUGUCCGCCGUCCCCUCACUACCCGUGUUUCUCACCCGACGCCCAACUUUACACACCUAGCAGUGUGGCAAACCCACCCAGGUACGGACGGAUAGGUGAUGUCGGGACGUAUCAGCCAGGAGUUUGGGGGUCUUGUGGCCCAAAUCAUAUAGACAAUUAUGGGGAAACACUCCAGACGCUGCCUCUGCCCUGGCACAUGGGCUACCUACAGGACGCUGGGCCUCAGCACUGCCACAACACACUGUGAUACACACUCAUGCACCAGCACAAGAACUCUUAAGACUAUCAUGGGCAAAAGUGAGAGCGAAAACUGGGAUCAUCACUGCCAACACCUGUAAACAGGUGCAUUUCUGUGGUUACUGUUUGGAAACACUGUACAUAUUUUAAAUAUUAUUAAUUAAUGUUAAUUGCAUUAAGAGAAAAUUAUAUAUAUAAUGAAAAAUGAAUUUUGUAACUACUGCAAAAGUACUGCAUUAGUAAACAGAACAAAGAAAAGUUUGUAAAAAAAAAACUGUUAAUUGAAACAUUUGCAUUUCACUUUUGUAAUAAAAUAUGCAAAAUAGUAACACACUGACUUUUUCAUAUUGAGGUCAAGCAUUUAGAAUAUUUCUGUGUUUACGUACAUAGCAGUUAUGUGUGUUUGUGUGCAUGCAGAGACAAAGUGUCUGUUCCCUUCUACUGGAAAAUGGAGCUUUGAUCUUGAACAAACUGCUCAUUCUUUUCAUAACAGGAUGUAAAGACAUU